Molecule: messenger RNA, 489 nt
Organism: Talaromyces rugulosus
Lineage: Eukaryota; Fungi; Ascomycota; Eurotiomycetes; Eurotiales; Trichocomaceae
Exons: 3
Coding region: 1-489 (162 amino acids)
Biological process (GO): protein peptidyl-prolyl isomerization
Cellular component (GO): catalytic step 2 spliceosome
Molecular function (GO): peptidyl-prolyl cis-trans isomerase activity
Source: RefSeq, a predicted model, not a curated record
AUGGCUACCGACAUUGCUAUUGACACGACCAUGGGUUCAUUUGUCGUGGAACUCUACAAUGAACAUGCCCCAAAGACCUGUAAAAACUUCGCAACCCUUGCCCAGAGGGGAUACUACAACGACAUCGUCUUCCACCGCAUCAUUCCCAACUUCAUGAUUCAAGGCGGCGAUCCUACCGGCACCGGCCGAGGAGGAAGCUCCAUCUACGGCGAGAAAUUCGAAGACGAGAUCCAUGCAUCGCUGAAACAUACGGGAGCUGGGAUCCUGAGCAUGGCCAACAGCGGACCAAACACCAACGGCAGCCAGUUUUUCAUCACCCUGGCUCCCACGCCUUGGCUGGAUGGCAAGCACACAAUAUUCGGGAGAGUCAAGAGCGGGAUGAGGGUUAUCCAGCGCAUGGGAUUGGUGAAAACAGACGGUGAGGACAGGCCUCAAGAUCCAGUCAAGAUUGUCAAGGCGCGCAUCGUGGAGGAAGGAACCGAAGAUUGA